UGGGCUUAGUGGUAUGUAUGAAUGAGAGGGAGAGAGAAAAUCUGAACUGAAAAGACUUGUGGUAGAAUAGCUCUGCCGUCGCCAGGCAACUGACCUGACGCAACCAAAAAAAAAAAAGUCCCUUUAAAAAAAAAUAAAAAGAAUAGCACCGCGAAUUCACAGGAGCAUGGGAGAAAAAGGGAGGGAGCGAGAGGGAGAGGCAGCUACUGAGACAGUAACCAAGAGGCAAGGAAGCAAGUAAAGCCACACCACAAAUAACAAGUUGGGUGUAUGAAGGAAGAAGAGAGAAAAUAUGCCUCUGGAAUAUUAAACGGGACGGCCUCAUCUGUGUGUGUGUGUGUGCCCCCGGGCACUCUGAUGCGUGGAUGUGUGCAGAAGACGGAGGAGCAGGAGCUCACUGGCAUCUGAAGGACCUUGAUCCCUCCUCGGGGGGCCAGCAGCAACCCAGUUCCUGUGGCUCUUCUACACCAUCAUCCAGGCAAUGACCUCAAGAGCCUGGGGCUGAGGAGGAGGAAGGAGAGGAGGAAAGGAAUUGCACUGUGUUGCCAGCAAACCUCAAUGCUUUGGGGAACCAGGAGGUUGUAGGAUGGCUACACCCCAGAUCCACAUAGAAGAAGUGGUAGGUGGAGAAGGAGGGUACUUAGGGGCAACCCCUCCUCCUGAUGACCACCUUCUGAGCCUGAAGGUCCUCACAGAGAAACUGAGGCUGCAGACUCGGAGGCCUUCCUACCUGGAAUGGCAAGCCAAGCUGGAGGAGCAGACAUGGAAUUUCCCCAGGUCUACUGAUGAGCAGGAGGGGAAAGAACCAAGGAAAUCCAGAGAAGAGGAGUUGCCUCCCAUAAGGAAGCUGCAACAACAGCUACAUGAGAGUGACAUCCAGGACGAGCCUCCUCUGACUACUAGAAAGCUGGAUAGCUUUGAGAGUAUUGAUGAAGCUUUGCAUUGGCUAAGGAAAGAACUGGCAGAGAUGCGGUUGCAGGAUCAGCAGUUGGCCCGGCAGCUGAUGCGCCUCCGCAGUGACAUCAACAAGCUGAAGAUUGAGCAGACCUGCCACCUCCACCGGAGGAUGCUCAAUGAUGCCACCUAUGAGUUGGAGGAACGGGAUGAGCUGUCUGACCUCUUUUGUGACUCUCCCUUGGCCUCCUCCUUCAGCCUCUCCACCCCACUUAAGGUCAUCGGAGUGACCAAGAUGAACAUCAACACCCGCAGGUUCUCUCUCUGCUGAAGGAGAAUGAGAUGUGGGGGACACCAAAAGGGGAGUGGUGGCAGGGAGAUGCACAAGCUAAGAUGCCCAUCAGCAGUAUGACAAGUACCACGUGGAGGGAGAGAGGUUCCCAAGGAGGGCCAAGCUUCCCUUGGGAGCUUCCAGGUCCCGCCCAAUGGCUGGGGUGUGCUGGGGUGACUUGGAUCCACCAAAAAUGAGGAUCUAGCACUCUCAGGUAGAUGUUAAUGGAGUCAUGGAAGCCUUUGAGACUCCUUAUCCACUUAAUAUCUGAGUGAUCCUUCUAUAAAACGGUUUUACUAGUGAUAGUGCUGUAAGAGAUUGGUUCCUUCCAACCUCCUACUCUAGCCUCCCCUCCAUCUCAUGCCCAUGUGCCUGUGAACACAGAUCACUGGUGCUAUGACCAGGGCUCCCAAAGGGAGGAAAAAGUCCCCCUGCCCCAGGCACUGUGGCCCUGCCCUUACCCCCAAAGGAUAUCCAUGGGCAUCAGAUAUAACACACCCCCCAAAGUAUAGGGAGGUGAUCCUUGUGCUUGGUGUACCCAUCUCAGUGUCAGUGUCCCCUCAGUGUUCCCUAAACUGCUCUCCAUGUAUUCAAAUCAAAUCAAAUCAAUUUGAUAAGCAUUUAUUAAGAGUCUAUUGUGCUUGAGGUACUGUGCUAGGCACAUAGGAUACAAAGAGAAACAAAUCAUAAUGAUGUCUUCCCUCAAGGAGCAUGCAUUCUUCUGAGUGAGUGGCAGGGCUCCACCAGGCAGCAGCCACACUUUCACACAGACCCUCCUGAAAAGAGAGCCCCUAGAAGCAAUAUCUAGGAUCAUGUGUUCCUGGGUGCUGGAGUUACAACCCAAGGGUCAUAUCAUUUGGGCAAGCCAAGUCAAAAAUGUUGCCAAUUUUUGACUCGGGCUCUUGGGUGGCAGUUGGAAGAGUUCCAUUGUGUCAGGUAGUCUGGUGGGCCUUUUUCCAGUGUAACGAGUUAGGGACAAAUCCUGAACCUAGAUUUUACUAUCAUUGAGCAGAAAAUACCCAAAAGGACCUCUUAAGAGGCCCUGUACUGCUGCUCCUGCUUCUCUAUCUCCCCCCAACCCACACCAAUGCCCAAGGGAUCACUAUGUGGACUACAAUUGAUUGAACUAAUUUUCUUCCUAAGGGUGCCCACAGGCCAGAAGACGCCUCUUUGUUGAGCUUGAUAGUACCACCUCCCUAACCUUAUUUCCACUUUUACUGCCUUCCCACAAGACAAUCAAAAUCAGCUAUGCAUCCAACCAGUUUCUCCAUUCUGAUUGAAUUAAACAGCUAUUUAUAAUCACAGGUAACUGACUGAUUCUAUCCAAAGGGAGGAACUGAUUGGUGUGAUAGAGCACCAGACCUAGAAGAAAUACUUACUCUUUUCAUAGAGCCAUCUUCUCUGAGACUAUGAAGGCCAACAUGUGAGAGAACUCAGACUCAACAAAUAUGAAAAAAAAAACAACAUAACAUUAAAUGUCAAAAUGUCCCCAAGUCAGCAACAGUUGAAUUAUAAAAGCGUUAACUUCAGAAGUAGGAACGACCAAUGAUAUUUUCUCAUCCAAUGCCCUUAUUUUGAAGGCUCUGCACACAUGAUUUGUUCAAAGUUAUAAAGCUUCUUAGUAAUGUGUGAGUUUAGCCAUUAAUAUCUAUACAGGUUAUAUUUCUCUAGAUUCAGCUUCCAAGAGGAACUUCUAACUUUUAUCUUAACCCAAUCCUCAUACUGUGCAUUACAGCUCAGACGAUCUCUCAGCCCUGGCUCCUCCUCCAUAUACUCCUUUUGAGUUUGGAAUGUUUUGGCCAGCCCCAGAUAGUGUCUGGACAGUAGAGAGCACAUGGGUCGACAUUUCCACUCUGCAAGCACAAUAUCACACUACCAUUAAAAGGAGGGGGAGGAGGCUCCAUGGGGAUUGGUCAACACACUUUUAAGGGUUUUUAUUUUAUUUCCUAACUAAAGCCAUUUUCCCCCAAUCCAUGAGCACAACUCCAACAAAGACAAAAAACACCCACACCUUACAGAUAAGAACCUAGGCUAUAAAAAUGUCCUUUAUUGAAAAUGCACACAAUUAAUUCAAUAGAAUAUACAAGUAAGGGGAAGAACAAAGAAGAGAAGUAUGAAUCUUUUGGGGAGAAAUCACUGACUCAUAGCUGGUAAACAAUACAUUGAACUGCUUCUGGACUUUUCUAGAGGACCAAAGGACUUGACUUUUUCUGUCGCCUGAAGCAGGUAGCAGAAGGACAAGACAGUGAUCUUACCCAGAGCUUUGCUUUCCAGCUUCUGAUCUGAAAAUAAAAGGCAAUUUGUAGCCCAAGUACAGCCUUGGUGGGGAAGGCCUAAGAACAAGGGCUAGUACUGGACUGCUGCUUUAAAUGCAUUUUGUAGAAGCUGGAGACUAGCUUAAUAAUGACUCCAGUGGUUACCUAGAAACACCAGUGCUCUCUAAAGAGGCUCUCCUGAGCUUCUUGGAGAAAAAAGACCUUUACUGUAAUGGGGAAAUGCAGUGAUAGUAGGAACAGAAACCUACUUUAUUAUGGGAUAGAGAAGAUAUUCUCUUCUUCCAUGUAGACUGAAGCAUGUACAAAUGAUCUAUGGUCUCACACACAGAAACUAGACAACCAAGCUCUCACAAGUAUACUCACACACCUAAAAACAUAUAGUCAGCCAGAACAAUUUUAGACCUAUCGAAUGGGAAUUGACCAACUUGAAUUGCACUCCCAUUUUUAGCCCAAGUCCAUCAUCUGAGCAAUGAUAGUCCAAUAGAUAAGGUAAAAAUCAUCCCUUAAGACAGAUGGAAAAACAGGAUUUGACCUAUUAGUUGACUCAAUACAUUCACUUUUUAAUUCACAGUUAUUGAGUGAAUAGAACUAUCCUGGGCACAGAGAUAUUUAUCCUACACUGAUAAAUAUAAUAUGGAUGCCCCUCCCCCAAGAGUUUAUGGUCUAGUGGGAUAGAUAAGUAACCAAAUACCUGGUAUCAAGGGACAAGUGCUUAGAAGAGACUUAUAUAAAGCACUAUGGGACUUCAGAGAAAGACAACAGUUUCUCACAAUCCAUUUUCCAGGAGUGAUUCAUUUCAGAUAGUGGAGCAUUCCCAUGACAGUUUCUAUUUCAGUCAAGGUUUUGUGUUGAGAGAGUUCCUUUGUGGAUUGGUCCUGCCUCAGACAAAUUGUUACACAGAUAAGCUCCCCCUCCUUUCCCCUCCCCACCCUCCACUACACAAAUUUAAUUACUCAAGGUAGGCCUUAACCCUCUCUGCCAGUGGAGUCACAAGGUUUAUAAACUGGCCCAAUGUGUGUAUAUGUCUCCUGCUUGCAUUGUUUCCUUAAUCUGUCCAUCUCUUCCUGUGCCAAACAUCCCUUAGGUGUGACGUUCAGCAGACAUUCUGUUGUGUCUAAGUAACAUUGUCUAAUGGCUUCGUACCUAUAGUAGCCAAUCAUAGUGGCUCGGAGACCCUGAGCUAUCCUGACAAAGGUCUUCUCCAGUUUGGGAUCUCCUCCCAUGUAUCUCCUAGCAAUACCAAGUGCUAUUACAUAGCUGACAAUUUCUAAUUUUAUUUUUAUGAUUAUUUGUUUCUAUAUUGCUGUUAGAAAAAGCAAAAUAAAGAAAUAAAAAGGUGUGCAUUUUAGAAGA
Dromiciops gliroides (monito del monte) is the source of this 4854-nucleotide messenger RNA. RefSeq names its product family with sequence similarity 167 member A (gene FAM167A). Bases 587 to 1225 code for a protein of 212 amino acids. Lineage: Eukaryota; Metazoa; Chordata; Mammalia; Microbiotheria; Microbiotheriidae. The transcript is spliced from 3 exons. The record is from RefSeq and is a predicted model, not a curated record.